Sinocyclocheilus anshuiensis is the source of this 9374-nucleotide messenger RNA. Its product is annotated as spectrin beta chain, non-erythrocytic 4-like. Gene Ontology annotation, cellular component: spectrin. Lineage: Eukaryota; Metazoa; Chordata; Actinopteri; Cypriniformes; Cyprinidae. The record is from RefSeq and is a predicted model, not a curated record. Bases 23 to 7879 code for a protein of 2618 amino acids. Gene Ontology annotation, molecular function: phospholipid binding; actin binding; structural constituent of cytoskeleton. The transcript has 37 exons.
GAAGUCACGUAGGUUAGCUGCCAUGUUGAGUUUCCAUUUAUCCUAUUCAUUUUUCUGGCUGCUUGAGGAAGCAGGCGCGAUGGCCAAUGCCUCAACAGACCUGGACAAUGCUGAGGCCCAGAGACAGCUCAACAACAACAACAGGCCUGCAAGCACAGGAUUCUGGGAAACAGAGACCACCAGUGCCAAACUAUUUGAGUGCUCCCGCAUCAAAAAACUAGCAGAUGAGAGGGAUGCAGUCCAGAAGAAAACCUUUACUAAGUGGGUGAACUCUCAUUUGGCCCGUGUGUCCUGCCGUAUCUCUGACCUGUAUAAUGACCUGAGAGACGGAUACAUGCUCAUCAGGCUGCUGGAGGUGCUGUCAGGAGAGCUGCUGCCUCGGCCCACAAGAGGCAGGAUGAGGAUUCACUGUUUGGAGAAUGUGGAUAAGGCUCUUCAGUUCCUCAAAGAACAGAGGGUUCAUCUAGAAAAUGUUGGUUCUCAUGAUAUUGUUGAUGGAAACCACCGCCUCACUCUCGGCCUCAUCUGGACCAUCAUCCUCCGCUUCCAGAUCCAGGUGAUUAAGAUUGAGACGGAGGACAACAGAGAGACACGUUCCGCUAAAGAUGCCCUACUUCUGUGGUGUCAGAUGAAAACAGCAGGGUACCCAGAGGUCAACAUUCACAACUUCACCACCUGCUGGAGGGACGGCCUGGCUUUCAACGCUCUUAUUCACAGGCACAGGCCUGAUUUAAUUGAAUUCCACAAGUUGACCAGAUCCAAUGCAACACACAACCUCCAGCAAGCCUUUAACAAAGCUGAACAGAGUCUCGGACUCACCAAACUACUAGACCCUGAGGAUGUAAACACAGAGAACCCAGAUGAGAAGUCCAUCAUCACUUAUGUAGUAUCCUACUAUCAUUAUUUCUCCAAAAUGAAGGCACUUAUUGUAGAAGGGAAGAGAAUUGGAAAGGUGCUGGACAAUGCUAUAGAAGCUGAGAAGAUCAUUCGCCGUUACGAGGCUUUAGCAUCCGACCUGUUAGAGUGGAUUGAGAGAACCAUUAGCAUCAUUAGCAACCAGAAGUUUGCAAACUCGCUGUCGGGUGUUCAGCAACAGCUUCAAGCCUUUACCACCUACUGCACCAUUGAGAAGCCUAUCAAAUUCCAGGAGAAAGGGAACCUGGAGGUGCUGCUUUUCACCAUCCAAAGUAAGCUCAGAGCUAACAAUCAGAAGCCAUAUAUGCCUCAUGAUGGGAAACUUAUCUCAGACAUCAAUAAGGCGUGGGAGAGACUAGAGAAGGCGGAGCACGAGAGGGGCGUGGCUCUUAGAAAAGAGCUGAUUCGUCAGGAAAAGCUAGAACUUCUAGCUCAACGAUUCGAUCAUAAGACCACCAUGAGGCAGGCUUGGCUGAAUGAAAACCAGCGUCUCGUCUCACAGGAUAACUUCGGCUAUGACCUGCCAGCUGUUGAAGCUGCCAUGAAGAAACACGAGGCGAUCGAAGCAGACAUCAUGUCAUACGAGGAGCGCAUCAGUGUCGUGGUGGAGCUGGCGACUGAGAUGGAGUCAGAAGGGUACUAUGACAUCCGACGUAUCUUGGCGCGCAAAGAAAACAUCUUCGGCCAGUGGAGCCUUCUGAAGGAGCUGGUGGUGGGGCGUAAAGCCCGUCUGGAGAAGAACCUGGCCUUGCAGAAGACCUUCCAAGAGAUGGUCUACAUGAUCGACUGGAUGGAGGAGAUGCAGGUUAAGCUGCUGUCUAAAGACUAUGGCAAACAUCUUCUUGAAGUGGAGGACAUGCUCCAGAAACAGAGUUUACAGGAGGCUGACAUCUCUAUACAGGCAGACAGAGUUCAAAUCCUCAACACUGCAGCUCUCAAAUUCACCACUAUUGAAGGUUACCAGCCGUGUGACCCUCAGGUAAUUUGUAAUCGGGUCAACCACGUCAACACCUGCCUAGAAGAAUUAAAGCAGCUGGCUGCAAAACGGCACUCGGAGCUGGAGGAUUCACGCGAGCUUUGGGCCUUCUUUCAGGAGGUAGAGGAAUCGGAGAAUUGGAUCCGAGAGAAGACGUCCAUCUUGGCCACGCAGAGCUGCGGAAAAGACCUGAGCAGUGUCCUGCGACUGCUGCAGAAGCACAAAACUUUGGCUGGAGAGCUGUUGGCGCGACGUGCGUUACUUCAGCAGACCAUGAAGAAGGGCAAGCAGAUCCUCACCCAGAAGAGCUUCGGUACGGCAGGAAUACAAGAGCGACUGAUGGAGGUCAAGGCGGAGUGGAAGAGACUGGAGGACCAGGUCACACAGAGACUCUGUAACCUACAGGAGGCGCUGGACUUUUUUCAGUUUAGCACUGAGACGGACGAUCUACUAGCUUGGCUACAGGACGCUUACCGUCUCGUUUCUAGCGAGGACUUCGGACAUGAUGAGUAUUCAACGCAGUCUCUACUUAAAAAGCACAGAGGUGUCCGAGAGAGUAUCGAUAAACACCGCGUACAAGUGGUGGGCCUUCGGAAACACAUGGUUGCAUUGCCGUUGCAUUAUCGGGAGCUGGAUGAGGUGCGAGCGCGCAUGGCUGAGACGGAGCAGCUCUACACAGAGGUGGCGGAAGUUGGCGUGUUGCGGCAGCAGUGGCUGCAUGACGCGCUGGCUGUGUAUCGCAUGUUUAGUGAGGUGAAUGCCUGUGAGGUGUGGAUCGAUGAGAAGGAGCAGUGGCUGAACAGGAUGGAGGUUCCCGAGAGACUAGAGGACGUGGAGGUGAUCGCACACAGGUUUGAGAGCUUGGACCAAGAGAUGAACAGCCUGAUGGGAAGAAUACUAGACGUUAAUCAGAUCGUCCAGCAGCUCUUAGACAGCGGUCACCCCAGUUCCACUGAAGUCAGGGGCUGUCAAGAUCACUUGAACAGCAGGUGGAACCGCAUCGUGGAGCUGGUCGAGCAGAAGAAAGAUCACCUGGACUCAAUCCUGCGCAUCCAGAACUACUUACUGGAAUGCACGGAGAUCAAGUCCCAGAUUCAGGACAAGCGGAAAGCCAUAGACGCCACGCAGUAUGUGGGCAGUGACCUGGGCAGCGUGCUGGCUCUGCAGCGCCGUCUCUCUACCAUGGAGGGAGCUCUGGCGGUUCUCGAGCCCAAGCUCCUCCAGCUUCAGGAGGAAGUGGAGGAGCUCGCCACAUCCCAUCCGGACAAGGCCAUAGACAUCCUGGUUCCCUUUGAGGGCAUCAGCGUGGAGUGGGAAGAGCUAAAGCGUACAUUACAAGGCUGCGAGGACUCUUUAACUGUCGCUGGCCACUUGCAACAGUUCAUCCAAGACUUGGAUUCAUUCCUCACCUGGUUGGUGCAAACUCAGACAGCAGCUGCUUCAGAUGAGCUUCCCAAUGCUUUAGAGGAUGCGGAACGGCUGAUAAACCAACACGCUGCACUCAAGGAGGAGAUCGGAAGGUACGAAGAGGACUAUGAGCGUCUCCAGGCUGUGAAUGAGCUCUUGGAGACGGAUGAAGCGCCGUUGCCUCAUGGAGCUCUGCAGCAGUGGCUGCACAAGCUGGAUGUGGGCUGGAACAAACUGCUGGAGAUGUGGGAGAGCAGGAGGGAAGUGCUGGUGCAAGCUCACAUCUUCCAUCUCUUCCUGAGGGAUGUCAAGCAGGCCGAGGCUUUCCUCAAUAACCAGGAGUCAGCGCUGGCCCAUGUGGAGCUCCCCACCACAGUGGAGACAGUGGAGGCAGCCAUCAAAAAGCACAAGGACUUUACCACCACCAUGGAGCUCAACCUCCACCGCAUUAAAGCUGUCAUAGAGGCGGGAGAGAGCCUCAUCAGUCAGAACAACAUCUAUUCAGAGCGCAUCAGAGAGAGAGUGGAUCUACUCGCUAACAGAGGGAACCAGAACCGUGAACACGCUCAGCAGUGGCUUCAUAAGCUCAAUGACCAGUGGGAGCACCAGAGGUUUCUACAAGACUGCCAUGAGAUUGGUGAUUGGGUGGCAGAAAAGAUGCUAAUGGCUCGCGACACCUCCCGCGACGAGACUCAGAAGCUUCAUAAGAAGUGGCUGAAACAUCAGACCUUCAUGGCAGAACUUGCUCAGAACAAGGAGUGGCUGGACAAGAUCGAGAAAGAGGGCCAGCGGUUAAUGCAGGAGAAGCCGGAGAUGAGCGCGCUGGUGAAGAAGAAGAUGGAGGAGAUCCGUGAGUGCUGGCAGGAUCUGGAGAGCACCACCCAAGCCAAAGCCCGGCAGCUGUUCGAGGCCAACCGGGCCGACCUGCUGGUACAGAGCUACUCCAGCCUGGACCAGCGACUCGAGCAGCUUGAAGGACAGCUGGCAUAUGUGGACUACGGCCAGGACCUGACCACUGUCAACAAGCAGCUGAAGAAACUACAGACGAUGGAGUGUCAGAUGGAGGAGUGGUAUAUAGAGGUUGGAGAGCUGCAGGCCCAUGCGGCCUCCAUCCCUCAGCAGGGGCAGGUGGAAAAGGUCUCCGAGAAACAAGCCGGUGUGGAAAUGCGAAUUGUACGACUGAUUGAGCCUCUGAAAGAGAGACGUCGUAUCCUGCUGGCCUCUAAAGAAGUGCACCAAGUGGGCCGUGACCUUGAGGAUGAAAUUUUGUGGAUAAAAGAGCAUCUUCCAGUGGCCACUUCUCAGGAAUAUGGGACAAGUUUGCAAGCUGUACAGCAACUCAUGAAGAAGAAUCAAAGUCUGCAGAGGGAGCUUCAAGGUCAUCGUGGACGUGUGGAGGAUGUUCUGGAGAGAGCAGGUGUGAUCGCGUCCAUCCGCAGUCCAGAAGCAGACAGCAUCAGGGCUGGCAUGGAGCAGCUCCAUCAGCUGUGGGAGGUGCUGUGGACCGAGACCGAGCACCGGCAGCUCCGGCUGGAUGUCAUGUACCAGGCGCAGCAGUACUACUUUGAUGCAGGAGAGGUGGAGGCCUGGCUCAGCGAGCAGGAACUGCACAUGAUGAAUGAGGAGACGGGAAAGGAUGAGGCCAGUACUCUGCAGUUGCUGAAGAAACAGCUGGCGCUACAGCAGACCAUAGAGGACUAUGCCGAGACCAUCGGAAUGCUUUCACAGCAGUGCAGACAGCUGCUGGAGCUCAGACAUCCAGACUGUGAGCAGAUCAGUAAGCAUCAGUCUCAGAUCGACAGGCUGUACGUGUCUCUGAAGGACCUGGCGGAAGAGAGGAAGUCUCGUCUGGAGCAGCAGUACUGGCUCUAUCAGCUCAACAGGGAGGUGGAUGAACUUGAGCAGUGGAUAGCAGAGAGGGAGGUCAUCGCCAGCUCCACUGAACUCGGACAGGACUUUGAGCAUGUCACGAUUCUGCAGGAGAAAUUCACAGAGUUUGCAGCGGAGACUGGGAGCCUGGGGCAGGAGAGGGUCACAGCUGUCAACCAGAUGGUUGAUGAGCUCAUAGAUUACGGGCACACUGACGCAGCCACCAUCGCUGAAUGGAAGGAUGGAGUGAACGAGGCCUGGGCGGAUCUGCUGGAGCUGAUGGAGACACGGGGACAGAUGCUCGCUGCUUCACACCAGUUACACAAGUUCUUCUCUGACUGCCGAGAGGUUUUAGCACAGAUUGAGGAUAAGCAGCGGAGGUUACCUGAGGUUCGCGCAUGUCAAGGAGGCACUUCAAAUACCAGCACUCUGCAGAGACUUAUGCAGACUUUUGAACAUGAUAUUCAGCUACUUGUUACACAGAUAAGACAGUUGCAGGAAAGUGCAGCCCAGCUCCGAACAGUUUAUGCCGGGGAGAAAGCAGAAGCCAUUGCCAUGCAGGAACAUGAAGUGAUGCAGGCGUGGAAAGAGCUGCUCGUAUCCUGUGAGGACUGCCGAAUGCAAAUCACCACAGCAACAGACAAGUUACGCUUCUUUGGGAUGGUGCGUGAUCAGCUGAUGUGGAUAGACAGCAUCAUCUGUCAGAUAGGAACCGGGGAGAAACCAAGGGACGUGUCAUCUGUGGAGGUCCUGAUGAACUAUCACCAGAGCCUCAAGAGUGAGGUGGAAGCCCGAAACAAGAGCGUCCUACAGUGUAUCGAGAUGGGCAAGACUCUACUGGCUGCCCGUAACCCUGCAUCAGAAGAGAUCAAAGAAAAGCUGGAGAAGGUUUUGGCCAAGCAGCAAGAGCUCACUGAGAAAUGGGACAAACACUGGGAAGAGUUGCAGCACAUGUUGGAGGUGCAUCAGUUUGCUCAGGAAGCAGUGGUAGCAGAGGCCUGGCUCACUGCUCAGGAACCCUUCCUAAGUAGUAAUGAACUGGGUGGCAGUGUGGAUGAGGUUGAGCAGCUGAUUCGCAGACACGAAGCCUUUCGCAAAGCUGCGGCCACAUGGGAAGAACGCUUCAGCUCUUUACGCCGUCUUACCACAGUAGAGAAGAUAAAGGCAGAGCAGAGUAAGCUUCCCCCAACUCCCUUGCUGGGACGGAAGGUUUUCUUGGACCCUCAGGACUCUUCUCCUGCUCGCAGUAGCCCUUCCUCCAUCAUUAGACAGACCAUAUAUGAGCAGGGCGAGUCCCGUGUGGAGCGCAUCACCCCUCAGCCCUCUCCCUCUUCCGUGGCCCGAAGACUGGGUUCUACUGUGGCCAACUACUCUCCCAUCAUGAAUGGAGCUGCUACUUAUCGCCUUCAGGAAGCCAGGAAUGCUGGGAUUGUUGGAGUGGCUGCAGGACUGGGCACUUCUAUGGAUCAUAAGGUCACCCAAUUGCGAGCGGAAUUCAAGGCCCAAGUCCCACAGCAGAAGAUCGAACACAUCCAUGAGGCAGUCCACCCCCUACUGGAGAGAGACAGGGAGCGGGAGCGGUAUCAUGAGAACGUGAUGGCAGAGGUGGUGCUCCAGGAGCCAGGCGGAGGAAGGGAACGCCUAAACAGCAUGGUGGGAGGGAGCGGGAGCAGUCGCUCAGAGCUGUUGGUGGAGCAGCAUCCCCCUCCAAGGGAGUCGCGGUUGGAAAGACAACUAUCCACCGAGCAGCUGAUUCAGGCACGCAGGGACGAGCUGCCUCAGGAGGUGUGGAGAGAACGAGCUGGGAGGGCAGAGAGGAGUCUGGAGAGACAGACAUCUAGUGAACAGGAAGGUCAUGAGGUGCGGCGGAGGGACAGACACCGACUGGAGAGACAGGACAGCAGCGAGCAGGAGGCCAGGGAGCAGUCGGACAGACGCUCUGGUGGCGGGGACAAAAGGUCGACGCUAGCUGAGAUUGUGGAGCAGCUUCAGGAAAGAGAAGCAGCACAGGCCCGAGGAGAGCUUCCACGUCUACCCAAUGGUUUUCCUGAGAAGACUUCUAGACUGGACCGGCCACGUGCUCGCGACAGACCCAAACCGAGAAGAAGACCCCGACCCAAGGAGCCAGCUGGCGAAACACGGCGCUCAAGGUCUGUGCCAGCCCAGAGCAGUCCACCAGUACCCCAGCCGCCUACCCACCUGGCCCAGCGUGAAGGGUUCCUCUUCCGCAAAAUAGACAUUGAGGGCCAAAAGAAGAGUUCGAACAGAUCUUGGGUGAACCUGUACUGUGUGCUGAAUAAAGGUGAGCUGGGAUUCUAUAAGGAUGCGAAGAACACCUCCACACCUUACAACAACGAGCCGGUUAUCAACCUGAGCCGUUGUGCCUGUGAUAUCAACAAUGGUUACAAAAAGAAGAAGAAUGUCUUCACACUCAAAACUAACGAUGGAAGUGAGUUUCUGUUCCAUGCUAAAGAUGAGGAUGAUCUAAAAAGCUGGAUCACAAGUAUAAACACCAGUAUAAGUGAGCAUGAAGAGACUGGCAAACAGGGGCAGACCAAUCCAACUACCUCAUCUACUGACGAGGGAACGCGCAGAGAUGGCAGCAGGGCAGGCGGUUCGGAAAGAGGUGAAAAGUCAGACCGAGCCGACGGGGGAUCUGUGCGCUCAGACAAGGGUGAAAAGCCUGAGAAAAAGACAGGCAAGAAGAAAUGAGGCACACGAUAGCAGUGAGACAGGAGCCGGGACUUCAGAAAUCCAGGACAGUGCUCUGACGGAAUCAGGAAACGAAGGCGUCACUGUGAACUCCCUUUAUCUCUUGCUAUCCAGUUGAGUGUGGAAUCAGGCAACAUGGAGAAGCAAGAAGGUCAUGUGUCAGUGAGCGCCCUCUAGUGGCUGCCGAGGACCAUGACAAUUCAGGAGCUCCAUAUGGGCCAAAGAGCUGAUAGCAUAGGCAAAUGGAGGAUAAAAGAGAAAGAUGUUAUUUAUAGUAAAGUAGCUCACGAAGAUUAUUUUCUAAUCCGUCUAUGAAAAAGAUGACCCAUAUGUAUGUGUACCCGUCUCUCUCUUUGUAUAUUGUACGUCUCAACAUCAGUUCUAUACAAUCUCGCGCUGAAGAAAAUGGAAAUAUGCCAAAAUCUUUCUCGAGGUUAGUCUUUUUCUGAAGAGCAUGAUUUGUCUGUUUAUUUUGUAAGUUGUUUUGCUCUUUUAUACUGUUAACGUGUUGAUUUGUAUUCAUUGGCUCUUACACACGAUUUUGAUUCUCGUCUUGCCACUUUGUAGACCACAUGUUUGAAUGGCAUAUGACAUAUCAGAGCAUGCCUACAAGGUUUAACUUUCAAAUGAAGAAAUAAACUGUCUGUUUCAAAUAAAGGGAAGCAGCUCACCUGCUGUGAGUGUGUAUUGUCAGAUUUGAUUACUAGGGUUUGUUGGUUUCGUACAUGAGUUUUCCCAAUGUGCAGGAAAGUCUCAACCAUUAAUCUCAUAUUAUGCAUUAAAUGUCGAGUGUGAGUUAAUUUGCUCUUUUAAUGACAGAUUACCAAAUCAGUUGUGUGUAUGUGUCUAUGCAUGUAUGCAUUGCAUUCGUCAUCAAGCUAUUCUGAACGUGAGAUCGGGUUUACAUCAUUUUAUUUAUCCUCAAAAGUCUUCCAAGCACAGAACUGAUUGUUUUGUAAAACUUUUGUUUUAGCCUUUUGUCACUUUCUCCCAACAUUAUUUCCAAACAUUGCACUGAGGGCUGAAUGGAUGCAGGCGUUUGAUUUAACUGGUAAUGUGCGUUUGUAAGAUGGCAGUUGGAUGCCAUGCAGAUGUUAUUAUGUGAUUGUUUCUCAUGAUUGGCAGAAACGGUGUUAAAUACAUCUUUGAAUUGUGUAGUUCUGCAGGUGAUAGUAUAGAAAGCCCAUAGCUAGCAAAAAUGCAAGGUAUAUUGCAAGAAAAGCGGUACAUGCUUUAGACAGCUCUGCAAAUGAUGACACAAAUCCAAUUUGGUUCUUUUGAGAUCCAUCCAUAAUAUACUGUACAUGCACACACUGCAGUUGAAAAUGAGCUAACUACGUAAUGACAUGCGAUUUUUCAUGCAACAUACAGGGUUGAAAUGAAAUGUCAAAGUGUGUGUGUUGAACGGAAACGUAAUGGUUUCAGGUAUUAUAUUUGUGCCUCAUCGUCCCAAAGUCUGUCAGCUGUAGUCCUCCUUAACACGUCGUCUUUAAAU